CAAGAUGGUGGCGUGUUGGAUAGUGCACUGGGAGGCUGUGGUGGUGGUGCUGCAGUGAGACGCCUAAACGCUGUGUGUGGGCUGCCGCGAUGCCCAAAUACUAUGAAGAGAAGGAGGAGGACGGGCGGGCCUGUGCAGGGGUUCGGGAGGACCUGAUACAGUGUCUGCUCGAGACCCCCUGCGUCAUGCAGGAAGGAAAAAAGCCCAGACAAUGCUUGAAGGAAGGACACUGCAGAAGUUUGCAAGUUUCUUUUUUUGAGUGCAAAAGAUCAAUGUUGGAUGCCAGAGCAAGAUUCAGAGGAAGGAAGGGAUACUGAAGCCUUUGUGAAGAGAGCCAAGCAUGGCGAAUUGUGGAUGUAUCAGUGCUUUAAGCAAAAUACAGAGACUAAAAUAAGAAGAGUAUAUCUGCUGCAUCCUCCCAGUCAUGAAGUAUUCUCUUGGAAAAUACCUGCUUUCAAGAACUCUGAUAGAUUGAGGCUGACAUGCACCUAAAAUACUGAAAAGAAAACCAAUAUUAGGCUGGCAGUUUGGAGUGAUAUGAAAUGCCCUAAUGCAUUUUAAAUAAACUAUGCAAAAUCCAAAAUAAGCUGUAGCAAUCUUUAGCUGAGUCAAUUUGUUUUGAAAUUGAGAUUUCCUUUCAGUUUAAGUUUGUAGUUUUAUUUCUCUAAAACCAUAAAACAUUGUCAGAGUGAGAUAUAGAAUGAUUGAAAUUGGUAGACCGCUUGAGUAAGGUUCUGCAGUAUCAUUCAGGAAACCUGAGAUAGGUCUCUUGUUUCCCAGGUUGGCAGGGCCGACAUACACUGAAAUGUACAGGUUAGCCUCUGGGGAAGAGAGUGGCUUAUAUUGCUCAAUAGUGAAUUCCAGUUAAUUAGAGUGCAGUUGGUACCUGUCCAGUUCCCAAGAACUGUGUCACCAUCUCUUCAUCCCUCCGCAAAAUUCCUUUUUUAAUAUGAUGGUUGGUGUAAGUUCAUUCGUACAUUGUAGCCUUUCACUACUGAAGAGCUAAAUUAAAGUUGGAGUUACUCUUAAGAGUUAAAAUAUGUCUGUCUGAAAGUGACUGUUCGUUUUGAAAAACAACCACCACUUUUAAGAGAAAUAUAGUUCAUCUGACCAGUACUAGUAUAUAGAGGAAGAGAUGCACAUGAGAAGUAAGAGUAAUUAAAUGUCAUGUUUUUCACUCAGACAUGCAGCUGAAGUGAUUUUAUUAUAGUGUGCCGACAACAGCCUCUAGAUUCCUUUGAGGUUAUGCUGGAUUUUUUCCCCUUACUACCCAAACAAAUAUACUUUACACACUUGACUACAAUUCAAAAUUACAUUUUUUCUUAAUUUUGUAUUAAACAUUAAUUAUGUACCACAAACUUUAUAAUUUUUUUUAUUCCUGCUUUCUUAUUCCUUUCCGUACUAUAAAAUGUAUAUAUGGGUGUAUAAUUUUCAAAUUGUCAUUCACAUUCAUUUAAAUUAUGACUGGUUUUCUAUGGUAAACUUGUUUUUUAAAUCUUAGCAUUUCCACGUGUUCCUUUUGUGCUACUUAAUUCACAAGUUUGUAUAAUUGCAUAAUUCAUAAUGUAGUUCAGCUGGAAGGCCAAACAAUAAAUGAAGGGAAAGGAAAAAUGUUUUUGUUUUUUAAAUCAAGGAUGUCUCCUCUCAGUGCCAGAUCUGUCUGUAACAUGUAAGUAUUAGAGGAUGUUCUUUAUUAUAUAUGCUGCCUAGCGUUAGGCAUUUCACAGGUCCAAAAAUAAUUGGUCAAUUGAUUUGUCAUAUAUUUUAAAGCACUAAUUUAUUAGAAUGGGAACAACAGUAACAAGAGAGGAAGACUUUUUGUUUCUAAUAGGCUUAGCUCAGAUACUUACUCUUAAUUACAAAAAAAAUUAUUUAACUGCGUUAUUUCAUCUUAGAACAAUGCAAAUAACAACCAUGAAACAAAGUUCUGAAAUAUGAAAGAAUGGCACCAUAAUGCAAUCAGAAAUGUAGGUAACCACCUACAUCAGUUCUUGCUGGAACAUGUGACAGUACGGUAACUCCUCACUUAAUGUUGUCCCAGUUAACUUUGUUUUGUUGUUACGUCGCUGAUCUAUUAGAGAACGUACUCAUUUAAAGUUGCGCAAUGUUCGCUUAUAACAUUGUUUGGCCACCACCUGUUAGUACAGUACUUUGUCCACUACUUGCAGGAUUCUUUGUAAGAGCAGCCCCUCGGAGCUAGUGGGUGGGGGCUUCAAACCAGGAUUGGCCAGCAGCUCCCCUUUGAGCUCCCCUCCACCUGCACUUCCCGCCUGACAGUGAGCUCCAGGAUUAGUGCCUCCCACAUCCCUCCCUGCACCUCCCAUCUGCAGCAAUCAGCUGUGUUGCAGUGUUCAGGAGGCUCUGGGGAGGAACCAGGAUGCAGCAUGCACCCUCCCACCUCCCUCCCCAUGCCUCUCGCCCACAGCAAUCAGCUGUUUUGCAGCAUUCAGGAGGGUGGGGAGGAUCGAGGAUAUGGUAUGCUUGGGGGAUGGGGGUUGAGCAGGGGCAGGGGGCAGGCCAGGGGCAGAGCUGGCAGUUGAGCACCCUCCUGCACUUUGGAAAGAACAGCAAGAGGAACAGCCAGACAGUCCACACACUGACUCCACCACCUCAACCAAGUUGAGUAGAGUAUUAAGUUGUUUAAAACUUAUACCUGUAUUACUUUGUUUAAACUUGUGCUGUAUAUGUAUAUAAUGUCUUUAGUCUGGCAAAAACAUUUCCCUGGAAACUAACUCCUACAUUUACAUUAAUUCUUAUGGGGAAAUUGGGUUCACUUAACAUCGUUUUGUUUAAAGUUUCAUUUUUCAAGAACAUAACUACAACAUUAAGCUGGGAGUUACUGUAUUUGAGUGUGAUCAAAUAAUAGGUGGUCAAUGGGCAUUUUUGACCAGUUUAUCAAGCCUAAUAUUGCCACUCAGUUUUCUUAUAACUAUUCAUGAGAGUGGGAUUCCUUUACUUCUGUUCUUGUAGUAUGGCUCCAAGGGGACCAAACCAGGUGAUUUGCCACUUCAUAGACUCUUUUUAUCUAAGCCAUGUUCUGCCUUGGUAACAAAGUAAGGCACACACAGAACAUACUGUAACCAAAACUUAGUUACCCAAGAACUAAUUUCUGAAAAAGGCUUUUUAAUACUCAAUACUUAACUCUGUAUUUAAUAAGAAAACUCUUCAACAAUUUCUCGAUGCUCUUUCAAGGGCAUGUACUUUAAAAACAAACAUAAAAUCCUCUCCAAACUGCAUUGGUGCCCUAACCCAGACACCUUUUCUGUGAAUAGUUGAACCUUACAACCAGGGCACCUUUGUACCCAAAAUAUAGAGGCAUCAUGGGGAAAUAUUGUGACAACUCUUCAUAUUCCUUUUAUGGAAAAUGUAAUGUUGCAGAGGUCAGUUUUAUCACGUUCUGUCUUUCAUCAAGUCGAUCUGAGCAUAAAGAAGAAAUGUCUCUAAACACAAGAUAAAACAAGCAAGGAGGUUCAUGAAAUGUGAAAAAGUACUAGCUCAAAUAUGAGCUUGGUGUAUGCAAUAUUGAGUUAAAUUAGUUAUACCCUUAGAUAGUUAUUUUCAGCUAACAUUAAAGCAUCUUAAAAGUAGCUGCUUUGUGUGGGGGAAAUCUUUUGGAGCCCUUUAAAAGCCAAAUAGCCUCAGAAAUGAUGAUUUAACUCUUAAAAUGGAGGGAAUUAAAGUAAUUUUAGCCAACCUGAUUAAUAAACUAGAACAUAAGACAUAUAAAUAAGGAAAUGAAUGUAAGGAUAAAGAUAACUACCAGCUUUUGCCUACCUUCUCCAAUGGAUAAUUAAUAUAUUUAGUGCUAACUGGAAGGCCAGCCCCAAGAAUGGCUGGACAUUUGUAAUGAUAAACAAUGUCUUUUUUUUUUUAAGCAUUUGAUAGUUUUUUAAAUAGAUAAAAUUUGGUUGUUUUGGGCAAGAAUGUUAAACAAUUUUUCUUAUGGAGUUUUCCUCUGUUUAGAUAUGUAGUAUGUGUUAAUCUAUCUUGUAUUACUCCUGAGGGAAUUCGGUGCCAAAAAAAAAUAAAAAUUCUGUGCACAAUA
This is a messenger RNA of Gopherus flavomarginatus (Mexican gopher tortoise), 4045 nucleotides long. Its product is annotated as cytochrome c oxidase assembly factor 5. The transcript has 3 exons. NCBI's taxonomy places the organism in Eukaryota, Metazoa, Chordata, Testudines, Testudinidae. Bases 90 to 317 code for a protein of 75 amino acids. Gene Ontology annotation, biological process: mitochondrial respiratory chain complex IV assembly. The record is from RefSeq and is a predicted model, not a curated record. Gene Ontology annotation, cellular component: mitochondrion.